AUGCGGGGCCUGACUGCCAAGCUUACCGUUGCCGCCUGCAUGUCCAUGGCCAUGGCAGGCGGGACCUCGGCAGACCCAACCAAGAGGCCCCAAGUUCAGAUACUGCCCCCCCUGCGUGACCAGGCUCAGAUCGUCGACGCCUGGACCGAGGAGCGCAGAACGCUGAUCCCAGGCAUCUUGCGAAAAUAUGGUGUUGAUGCGUGGCUAAUAAGCCAACGUGAAUAUGCCGAGGACACGGUCUUCUGGGCUCUUAAAGAGUACGCCCAAUUCUCCGCCCGGCGCCGCACAACUCAGGUGAUUUUUGCCAACACCACGGGCGACUCGCCGUCUUCAUAUCAGUGGAUCGACAACACGCCUCAGGUCUGGUCUGACCUCAAGGCUGUCCUCGCCGAGCAGCAGCCACGCACUAUCGCGCUGAACACACACACCGAGCUGGCCUUCAGCAGUGGUCUGCACGCCGGUGAAUUGGACGCGAUUGAGGCUGCCCUGGGAGAGGAGUGGGCCGACCGUUUCAUCCUCGAGCCUAUGAUUGCCGUCGAGGUUGUCGCAACCAUGGUCGACAGCCGACUUGGCUGGUACCGCAAGUUGAUGGAAACAGCCUGGGCAAUCAUCGAGGAGGCUUUUAGCAGCAAGCAUAUCAAGCCUGGCGAAACGACGACCUUAGAUCUGGAGUGGUGGAUGAGGGAGCGUAUCCAAUCGCUGAACUAUACUACUUGGUUCCAACCAAGCGUGUACAUUCUGACGGAAAAUGACUGCAGUAUGUGUUCUGAGUCAAGGACGAGGAGAUUUCCCGGCGACAAAGACCACGUCAUCCAGUUUGGAGACAUUAUUCAUACUGAUUUUGGAGUCUCUGCCUUGGGCCUGAAUACUGAUACGCAACACUUGGGCUAUGUGCUGGAGCCAGGCGAGACGGAGGACGACAUCCCUAACAGUGUUCUUGAGGGCUUGAGGAAGGGAAAUCGACUACAGGACAUAACGAAGGCGCAUAUGCAGGUUGGUGUCACAGGAAACGAAAUCCUCAGGAAUAUUCGAAUGACCAAUCUACAAGACGAGGUUCCAUUUCUUGGAGACCUUCCUCUGUUGAAGAAUAUAUACUACAGCAUUGAGCUGUUUGCGCAGCAUUACAUCCCGGAGAAAAACAUGACGGUCAACUUCCCGCUGGAGGAGGACGUCUACUGGAACGAAGAAACUCAGGCUUGGGAAUGGGUAUUUGGCCGGCAGUCCAAAUACCUCGUCGUUCAUCCUCCCCGCAAGAGCACGGCGCAAACACCAGAGCUUGAACUCUAG
Diaporthe citri is the source of this 1287-nucleotide messenger RNA. RefSeq lists its product as uncharacterized. The coding region runs from base 1 to 1287 and encodes 428 amino acids. Lineage: Eukaryota; Fungi; Ascomycota; Sordariomycetes; Diaporthales; Diaporthaceae. The transcript has 3 exons. The record is from RefSeq and is a predicted model, not a curated record.